AUGCGUCUUAUCAUCCGAGACGACAAGGACACGGCUUCCGCAUUCAUUGCGAGCUAUAUCAUUGAUCGUAUCAAGGCCUUCGGUCCAACUCCAAGCAAGCCAUUUGUGCUUGGUCUACCUACAGGCAGUUCUCCUGAAGGUGUAUAUAAGAAUCUGGUCAGGCAUCACAAGAAUGGCGAUAUCUCUUUCCGUGAUGUAGUGACCUUCAACAUGCUUGUUCUACCUUGUAGNGACGAAUACGUCGGCCUCCCUCGCGAGCACCCAGAGUCAUACCACAGCUUCAUGUACCGACACUUCUUCUCACAUAUCGACAUACUGCCAUCGAAUAUAAACAUUCUGAAUGGCAACGCCCAUGAUUUGGAGGCCGACUGUAUCGCCUACGAAGAAAAGAUCAAGCGUGCAGGCGGCAUCGAACUCUUCUUGGGCGGUAUUGGUCCUGAUGGUCACAUCGCUUUCAACGAGCCUGGAUCCAGUCUUGCAUCUCGUACUAGAGUCAAGACGCUUGCUUACGAUACUAUUGUUGCAAACUCCAGAUUCUUCGGUGGAGACAUUGCCAAAGUGCCUCGUAUGGCGUUGACCGUCGGUGUGCAGACAGUAAUGGACGCAAGAGAGGUGAUCAUUAUAAUCACUGGCUCACACAAAGCACUCGCGCUUCAGAAAUGUAUCGAAGGUGGUGUCAACCAUAUGUGGACUCUGUCAAGUCUACAAAUGCACCCGCAUGCAAUGAUCGUCGCAGAUGACGAUGCCACACUGGAGUUGCAAGUCAAGACUGUUAAGUCGAUUGAGCAGGUCGCCUCGACACAAGGCUGGAAUCAAGUUCUGCCUGACAUCAGCAUCACCACUUCGAAGCGUGACUCAAUCAUCGAAAAGCUGGAUAGUCCUCGCUCACCCAAAUCAUCGUCACCAUUCGUGAUCACUUCGAGCUCCACACCAACCUCUCCCACAUCUCUCGACAGUACAAGCAAAACACUAUCGCUACACAACACAGACGCAGACUCACAACGACCAGUCACGCCUGAACCUGUGCUGGACAGAAUGGCUGAUAGACUCCCGCCUUCUCCUUCUCCUGCGCACGCCAAGCUGUCCGUGAACACACCAGUUCAGCGACCCAUCACGCCAGAACUCGUACCAGACCGCAUGUCAGAUAGACUUUCAAGGACGCCUGAGCUGAGAGCGGUGACUCCAGAUCUCGUGCCUGAUCGUAUGGCAGACCGAUUGGUCAAGACGCCACGGGUCGCAGAUCAAGGUCUUGAUGGGUUGGUGGUUGACGAGCUACCUCUCAGCAGCAUGGGACAAAGAAUCGCUGUCUGA
Aureobasidium musti is the source of this 1311-nucleotide messenger RNA. The record is from the annotation of a GenBank genome assembly. Lineage: Eukaryota; Fungi; Ascomycota; Dothideomycetes; Dothideales; Saccotheciaceae.